This is a messenger RNA of Perkinsus marinus ATCC 50983, 246 nucleotides long. Its product is annotated as ribonucleoside-diphosphate reductase small chain, putative. Gene Ontology annotation, molecular function: oxidoreductase activity. Gene Ontology annotation, biological process: deoxyribonucleotide biosynthetic process. The transcript has 2 exons. The annotation marks the transcript as partial. The record is from RefSeq and is a predicted model, not a curated record. NCBI's taxonomy places the organism in Eukaryota, Perkinsozoa, Perkinsida, Perkinsidae.
GUACAAGCAACACGAGGCAUCGUUCUGGACAGCUGAGGAGAUAGAUUUAGGUCAAGACUUGAGGGAUUGGGAAACUCUUACUAAGAAUGAACAACACUUUAUUAAGAAUGUGCUUGCCUUCUUCGCAGCUAGUGAUGGUAUAGUAAUGGAGAACCUCGCCUCGAAAUUCUCAUGUGAAGUGCAGAUCCCCGAGGCCAGAGCUUUCUAUGGUUUCCAAACUGGCAUGGAGACUAUACACUCUGAAAC